GGAGCGCAAUGCAUUGUGGGUGCCAAAACCGGCAUGUUUCUGUUGGUCGCCGUAUGAUGCUUUGAUUGCUUUGUAUGAGCGAAAAAUUACGAAGACGCUGUGAACGUUUUAUGUGAAAUGUGACUGUGUAUUUUUGCUGAGAACAAUAAUUUCAAGCAAUGGAAGUAGCGGUGAGCAAAUUGUUCGCUACGGCGUUAACAGAAUCCGAGUGGAAUGCGAUUCCCUCUGAUGUGAUUAAAAAAAUUGAGCAUGUUGCGGAAGAACAGUUCGACCAGUUGCUAGCCGCCAAAGCUAUUGCAGAAACGGCUCGAUUCAAUUCCGAAAAAGCCUUAUCUGAAAUAACAACGGAAUUGGAAACAUUAAAAACGGAAAACAACGAUGUUAAAAUUAAACUGGAAGCCGCAACUGCGACAAUUUCCGAAUUGGAAAACCAACUAUCCCAAACGGUCUCCGAAAACAAUAAACUCCAAGAGGCUUUUAAUCGUGUUGAAAAGGAAAUGUCCGAUUACAGACACCAGCGUAAUUUAGCCGUAGAUGAUCGAGAUGAGCUCCAAAAAAUGAUCGACCGUCGUGUUAACGAAAUUAACCGCCUCCAAACCGAUUUUAACAUGCUUACUAAACAAUUAGAAGCUGCCAUAGCGGCAAAAUGUGAAGCUGUGAACAGAGCCGAAGAAGUUGAAUCAUUAAAAUUAACCCUAGAUUAUAAAGAGAAAAGAAUAGAACAAGAAAAAACGUUAUUAAAUGGCCAAAUGGAUGUAUUAACCGAAGAAUUACGCGAAAAAACUGAGGAAUUAUUAAGUUUACGUAGAGAUAACACGUCGAGAGUGGUGCAAUUAGAAGCGAAAUUAUCCGAAAAAAUCCAAGAAUUAAAACUAACAAACGAUUCUGUACAAGUUUUAACCGAACGCAACCAAGUAUUAAUUCAAAAAAUUGAAGAGAUGAAUAAAAAGAGUCUUGAAGAGAAAGAAGUUGCAGCUAAAGCAGUACAAGCUUAUCAACACGAGAUGGACGCACAAAAGAAACUGGUCGUUUUAUACCAGGAAAUGGCUCAAGAAAAAUCAGAACUCACCGAGAAAUUGACGAAUGGUUAUCAAGAAGUUAAAAACAAAUUAGAUGAGGCUGUUGACAAAUACGGUGAAUUAGAAACCAAACACAAAGAAAUGACUGUUAUACACGAAGAAGUAUUAGCAAAAAAGAACGAUUGUAUUGAGUUACUCAAAAAGGAACUUGAUGCGUCUCAAAUACUUCUUGAAGCGUCUAAAAACGAGAGCUUCCAAAAAGAGGUGGAGGGGAUGUCGCCUGCGGCAGCUGUAGCUUCGAAAUUUAUUAAAUCCGGGAUGUCUAUGACGCAGAUUUACACUGAAUAUGUUAAUAUGAGGGAUCAGCAUGCUACUCUUAAAGAAGACCACACAAAACUCCAAGCUUACUUAAAUAAUAUUAUUCAAGAAUUAGAAGAGAGAAGUCCAAUAUUGAUCAAACAAAAUGAGGAUUAUGAGAAAGCUCUUGAAACAAUAAAGGAAUUAACUAAAACUAAUGAUGAUUUGAUUAAUGAAGUACAGAAUUUUAAAGAAAAUGCAGGUGAAGCAAAACGUCUCGAAGGAGUAGCAACUCGUGAAAACUCCCGUUUGAAAAAGGAACUUCAAGAUUUAGGUCGUCAAGUUUGUCAUUUAUUGCGAGAAGUAGAAAAUUCCCGAGCUGGUAGUUCCAGCAACUCAACAGACCACGAUUUAAGUGAUACAACGUCUUCCGCUGAUAUAAUUUCAAAACGAUUGGUCACGUUUAGUGACAUCAGUGAGCUACAAACCAAUAAUCAACGUUUGCUGGCGCUCGUUCGCGAGCUUAGUUCUAAACAAGAAGACGCCGAAGAUAUGGAUGCAGCGGCAGUUGCGGCUUUAAGAACGAAACUGGAGAAAAUGCGCGAAGAACAAGCGGAUCUUUUAGAACAACACGAUAAACAAAGCAAAUUGAUGGGAAUGCUUACGAAUCAAAGGGACAUGUACAGAAAUUUAUACAUGCAAUUGGCUAAUAAUAAAGGGGCAAACGAUAACACAAUUUCCGGUGAGAGAAUGUUUGUGGAAAAUGGCUCCGCCAGUUCAAAAGAACAAGAAAACGAGACUAGUCAAGGAAACGACGAGAAAAUUCAAGAACUCGAAUCUCAAAAUGGAAGUUUAACAAAAGAAUUAAAACUUCUUAAAGAUGAAUAUGAUACAUAUAAAAAAGAAAAGGCCACUAAUGAAAAAUUGCUGAUUGAGGAUCAUGAAAAAACGCGCGGAAAUCUUCAAGAUAUGAUGAUUCAAAACACUAAAUUAGCGGCCAAACUUGAAAGCAUGGACGAAUUAUUUAAAGUUUUAAAAAAUAAUAUGGCUGUUUAUAAAAACCAAAUUGAAAAAUUAGAAGAGCGCAAUAAAUUAUACACUGAAACAAUUACUAAACAUGAAGUUAGCGCUAAAUAUCUCCGAGAAAACGUGCUUGAAGCUCACACGAAAUUAAGUAGACAAGAAGUCCAAGCUAAUAACCUCCAAAAAGAAAACGCGCUUUUACGCGAUUCCGAACAAAGGUUAUUAAAAGAACGCGAGUCUAUGAAACGUGAAGUGCACUCUAAUAAUUUACUUCACACCAAUAUUGAACUUAUCAAAGCCACUCUUGAAAGAAACGACGCUGAAAGCAAAUUAAAAUUAGAAGAACAAUUAAACGACGCUCAUCGCGAAUGUGCCGCUUUAAGAAGACGCCGACAAGAAGAACAGGAUAACUUUAAACAAUUAUCAGAACAUUUAGAGAAACAAACUCAAGCUGCUCAAAGUCGAAUGGAGGAAGAACAGAAAAUCGCUAAUAAAUUGCGGGGAGAAUUAGUACAAUUACGAGAAGAUUUAAUGUCGAAAUCAACUCAACUUGAAGAACUUUCUAAAAAAUUAAAAAUAAGCCUCUUCACCGGAGACGGCGAUUCAAAGAAAUUCCGCGAAUUAGAACAAAUGUUAGUUGAGCGCCAAGCCGAAGUAGAAUCUCUUCAGCAACAAUUAAAAAUAGCCAAAGAAGCUAUCGACCAACAUUCAAACGUAGCCGAAGCGGCCGAAAAACAACUAAUUGAAGUCGUCGAGCAGAAUAACAAGCUUAAGGAAACUACCGAAGCUAAAUUAAAAGAACAAGAAAAAAGAAUUAAAGAUCUAGAGGAACAAUGUUCUGAAUUACAAGGAGAAUUGUCAGUUUACACCGAUGGUCAAGAAGCUGUAAAUAUCGGCAUGCGAAAAAUGGAAAUAGCCCAAUUACAAAUUUCCAAAGAUUUAGUUGAGGCGAAAAAAGAAUUAGAUGCCGCUAAAAUCGAAAUUAAAACGUUGCAAGAAAAUUUGCAAGCAGCCGAAAAUAAAUACGCACACGAAAUGAUGUUGCACAGUAACGACUUGCAAACAUUAACAACUAUUAAAGAAGAAUUAACCAAGACUGUCGAUGAAGUUGAAUCAGUUAAAAUCGCAAGAGAUAAAGCAAUCGCCGCUUUGGAAGAGAGCAAAAUAGGGUGGACUAAUCAAGAAGAAUUAUUUAAAAAAGAAAAGGUUGAAUUAGAAUCAAGAUUUAAAGCGAUGGAAACUCAAAAUGCUUUGUUAUUAGAUCAACUCCAAGAAAUGAAUACUCAACUCGCGAUUGUCCAAGCACAAUCAAGCGAGUCUAACACUUCAGCGAUUGACGCAGACGUUAGUUUUAACCGCUCAUUAAAUGAAAACGAAGCCAAUUCUAGCGAUCAAUUAUUAAAGAUCAUCAAAUAUCUUCGUCAAGAAAAAGAUAUUGCAAUCAGUAAGUGCGAAAUUCUCGAAGCCGAACAUUCUCGCAUCAAAUCAUUACAUGAAGCGUUAAAUAAAGAAUAUGAAGCAACCAAAGCAGCUUUAUUAGUAGAAAGAGAAAAAUCCGACGUAUCAAUGGUAACAAACGCGAAACAUGCUGAAGUUUUACGCAAGGUCGAAACAUUGAAUGCGAUAACUGAUAGUAAUCGAAGCUUAAGAAUGGAACGUGAUGGUCUUUUAUCUCAAAUUAACGAAUUGCGAACAAGAACUAUUACACUCGAGGAGCAAUUAUCGCCGUUACAAGAGAAAAAUAGAGAGUUGGGAAUUAAAGCUGAAGCUAUGCAAACUGAGAAUUUAACGCUAAGAGGUGAAGCAACGCGUUGGAGGCAAAGAGCUAAUAUGUUGAUUGAAAAAUCGAAUCGUACAAGUCCUGAAGAUUGGAAAAAACUUCAAAACGAAAGAGAGAGUUUAGCGAAACAAUUAACUGUUGAACGAUCGAAUAACACACAAUUAACAGCAGAGUUUAAUAAUCUAACAAAAGAAAAAACGAAAUUGGAGGAACAACUAAAAGAAAUUAGAAAACAACAGGCGCUGCAAAAAGAAGAGAUGGAUCGUAUGAGUGAGGAACUCACGACUUUGAGAACUCAAGUCAACAACUUAACAACGGAUCUUUUAGCAUCAAGAAACGACCAUAUUAAAUUAACCGAAGAGCACCGCGUGCUAACAGAAGAAUUUGCCGCAAAAGAUACUAUAUUAGUAGACCUAAAAAAUAAUUUGAUGCAAAUCAGAAAAAUCGCGAAAAAAUAUAAAUCCCAAUCCGAAGAGGUUACUAAAGAACUUGAAGAAUUAAAGAAGCAACAAGCAAAUCAAGAUCAAGCAGACGUUCCCAUCGAUAAACAAGAACAAUUAAGACAAGAAGGUAGGGCGGAAAUCGAAGAGCGAUUAACCCAGAUGGAAGUAGCCCAUCAAGCUAAAAUCGAUGAGAUGAAUCAACAGGUUAGUUCGGCUACGGAAGAAAACGACAGUUCCAAAAAAGAAAUUGAAACUCUAAAACAAACCAGUUUGGAGAAAGAGGAGAGAUUUAAGACUCUAUUCAAAAAUGCCAAGGAUAGAAUUAUGACUUUAACGGAACAAAAUACUACGUUAAAAGCCGAAUUGAGUCAACUCAGCAACCAAGGUCAAGGUAAAAGUGAUCAAAGUCAAGCGGAUAAAGAUAAAUCCGACGAACUUGAUAAAUUAAAGAAAGAAAAAGAUGAAAUUUUAGCAGAGAAACAAGCGGAAAAAGAACGACUAACACAAGAAAUUGAAACGCUUACUCAACGAGUUAAUCAACUGCAAAGACAAUUGGGAUUACAACAAGGAUCAAAACCUUCCACUAGUAGUGGAUCCGCCGAAAAAUCAAGCACAGAACCACCCACUGCUAAUAUUAAACCAAUGAGUGGGCAUUCGACGAAUCAAACUCAAUCGGUAACCGUGCAACCAUGGAGAAAUGUUGGGGAACCUCCUUUAGCUAGCAUACGUCCAAUUUCAAUGGCAACCAGAACCGUUGUGGCUGGACGAACAAGUCAAAGUCCUAGCGUGAUGGUUCCUCCGCAACAACAAGUUCAUACAACUGGUUCAAGUGGAAUUGAAGCCCUUUCAAGCAGUCCAACGAGUUCUCACACCGAUUACGCCCCCGCUACAAGCUCUGCCAGUUCUGCUAUAAUUGGUGUUCGACAAGUCGCUGUACCUCCAACGCAAUCUUCGCAAGAAGAAGAUGAGGAUAACGUCCAGGUGCAAGCACCUCAACAACAAGCCGUAGCUUUAGUUUUACCCAGAGUAGAACCUCCGAAUAGCGCUCAAGAACAGGGAACAAGUAGUAGUAGUAGUUCGAAUACUGUAACGACAACUCAAGCUGCGCAUAAAAGACCUCGCGAAGCUGAUACCGAUUGUCAAUCGGAUGAAGGAGGAAAACAAACUCAACAGGCGAAACGAACGCGAACCAUUCAAGGUACGAUGACGACGACUACCACGGAGAACUUUCAGAGCGUAAGUGAGAGCGGCUUGGAGGUGGAGUACCAGGUGCCGACCAGCAGCCAAAGAGACCACGAGGAGGAUACUGAAAACGUUAUUGUAGUCGAAAGCGAUGAAGAAGGCGAUUGUCCGGAUGAAGGCGAAGGCGCCGACGAUGAACCGGACGAAGCUGACGGCGAAGGUUACGAUAUGGAAGGAACGUACGGUGAACAAAUGAACUAUGAAGAUGAUUGCCAAGAAGUUGAAGAAGAUGAGGGUGGUAAUGAAGUGGAAGUUAUUGAAGAUUCCAGCGAAGUACCGAAUCAAAGUGAGCGACAAGAAGAUCCUCAAGAAGAAACUUCUGAGCAACCUCAAUCUGAAGCGAUUAGCAGUGGUACUGAUGGAAGCUCGUGCGUCACAGUUUCGCAAGCUUCCACUUCCGUUUCUGUUACAAUGCCUAAUUCUAGAACUAGACCAGUUGCUCCUUUAUCGAGACAGCAACAAAGUCAUUUGGAAUUACCAGAAGAAGGUGGUGAUGAUGGAAUUGUUCCUUCAACUCCUACUUUAUAUGUACCAAGACGAUCAGAUGGUUUCGGCGAAGCUGUUAGUUCGCCGCACGUUCCUACAAGUGGAAGAUUUACUUUCAACGAGUCAGUUCCUCCUAGUAAUGCGUCUAAUGAAGUAAUACCAGAGCAAACUUUAGAGAUACCUAUUGAUGAUAAUGGUACUGGUCGAAGUGUACCGAGCACUCCCCUUCAAGCCUCUCCUCAAGAAGCAGGGCCCAGCGGUGAAGAACAAUCCGGACAUAAAAUGCACACGGAUGGAGAAAUUCCUUCAAUUACUGUAAGCGGUGUUGGUGACGACAGCGAACAAGCACCUGAAGGAAGUGGAGGUGAAUGUAUGGGUCCCCCUUCCGUAGCUGGAACCUCCUCAGAAACUGUACAACAAGAACAACAACCUGAAGAAAUGUUAGAAGGCGAAGAUGGGGUAUCAUCCGAGGGUGAGAAGCCUUUAACUUCCGAAGAAGGUGAAGAGGAAGGUCGUGAAGCCGAAGCGACACCAAGCACAAAUACGCGAUCGAAAUCAAUGACAAGGGGCGUUCCAGUUGCUCGGCGAUCGUCAUCUAUGCGACAUGCUACACAUAGUAGAGGUGGAAUAUCCAGGCCAAGUCCAACGCCAAUUGUUUGGGGUGGAGAUCAACGUAUGUUUAGACAAGAACAACCUCAAAGAGGAAGAGGCAAUUUUUCUCCAAGAACUGCAAGACGUAGUCGAGGUCGAAUCCAGAGGCCGUAUGGAGGCGGUCGUUUUUAAUUUUCAUUGCAUUCCACGUCGCGCGUUUCUCGCCGGAUAGUAUUAGUGUUCCCCUACUUACGUUAAUUUAAGUUCAUCAUCAUAGUAGUCUUUUUUUAAAAGAAGUCCUUUUUUUCGUGUAGAUAUCGUCACAUUUGUUCUAUUGUUGAAAGUAAAAAUUGUGUAUAUUUUUCUUUUCCCCCCUUAUUACUUUGAAAGCAAACAUUCGACCGUUUAUUUUAUAGAAUAUAAAAAAAAAAGUUGUUAUAAAAUAGCCAGAUAUAUGGAAGGGACUGAUUUUUCGUAACCCAAUCGUUUUGUAUUUUGUAAUGUGGCCUCUCCCCCGAUUCACUCUUUGCAGACGCAUAAACAUGGUGUUAGUGUAUUAGGAUAUGUCAACCUUAAACUUUGUUCAAUAUAUAUAACGAUUUAAAUGUGAA
This is a messenger RNA of Onthophagus taurus, 7492 nucleotides long. It is a transcript of the gene Mgtor, whose product is annotated as nuclear basket protein megator. Gene Ontology annotation, cellular component: nuclear pore. The record is from RefSeq and is a predicted model, not a curated record. Gene Ontology annotation, biological process: protein import into nucleus; mRNA export from nucleus; regulation of mitotic spindle assembly. Lineage: Eukaryota; Metazoa; Arthropoda; Insecta; Coleoptera; Scarabaeidae. Gene Ontology annotation, molecular function: structural constituent of nuclear pore.